Oncorhynchus keta (chum salmon) is the source of this 1425-nucleotide messenger RNA. RefSeq names its product ST6 (alpha-N-acetyl-neuraminyl-2,3-beta-galactosyl-1,3)-N-acetylgalactosaminide alpha-2,6-sialyltransferase 2 (gene st6galnac2). Lineage: Eukaryota; Metazoa; Chordata; Actinopteri; Salmoniformes; Salmonidae. The transcript is spliced from 9 exons. Bases 119 to 1258 code for a protein of 379 amino acids. The record is from RefSeq and is a predicted model, not a curated record. Gene Ontology annotation, molecular function: sialyltransferase activity.
UCACCCAACUGACUCACCUGGGUUUUAGAGCAGUAAAUGACUUGUAACAGAAAGUUAAACGCAAACUUUUUUUUUAUACUCAAACAGCACGAGAUAUUAUGUUCUCUAGUUGAGAAAUAUGACGAUUUCUUGGAGGAAGUGUGUCUUCCUAGUGGGGGCUUUAUGUGUAAGUGUUACUAUAACCAUGAUUAUGUAUGGACAAUACUAUGACCUGGACUUCUUCCACGACAGACAUGCAAACAGUCAAGACACAGAUUUUGAUAGCAUUUGGACUUGCGAUGAAGAGCUUUGGGACAACACCACAACAACUGGGGAAGAGAAGCUGGAGGGUUUGUGUCCUCUGAGAAAAGCAGUGAAGAAGGACGACUUCCUCAGACUACGCUUUAACUUUAAAGUGCCUGUGCUGCAGUGGGCCGGGAGCUUCAGCCAUUCAGAGUGGGGGCGAUUGGAGACGUAUAUGCCCCCCUACGGCUGGAAAGGCCUGGCCCAGGACUUUGUGAGAUCCACUUUGUCCCUGCUCAACGACUCGUCCAGCAGCCGCCUGUUUGAGCGCAGGUGGCCUGAUCAGUGUGUCCGCUGUGCUGUGGUGGGAAAUGGAGGCAUCCUUCGAGGCUCCAAACAAGGCAGGGCCAUCGACAGUCACCACUUUGUCUUCAGGGUCAAUGGGGCAAUCACCAAGCACUUUGAGGAGGACGUGGGCACAAAGACAUCUUUCUAUGGGUUCACCACAAAUACUAUGAAGAAUUCCCUAAAUUCUUACAGAAAAGAUGGGUUCACCAAGGUUCCACGGGGACGGAGAGUCCGAUAUAUCUUCAUUCCGUCCAACGAACGGGACUAUGUGAUGAUGUCCGCUGCUAUCCAGGGUCUCACUGUCACCUCCGGUCAUGACAAGGGGGACUGGCCCUCUCGAUACUUUGGAUUUAAGCCACCAGUUAAGCACUUUAAAAUGCUUCAUCCAGAUUUUGUUACAUAUGUAACGGAAAGGUUUCUGAAGUCUCCCCUGCUGAAGUACAGUCAGCUCUACAUGCCCAGCACUGGUGCUCUGAUGCUUCUGACCGCCCUGCACAUGUGUGACCAGGUGUCUGCCUAUGGUUUCAUCACAAAAAACUUUGCAGACUUCUCUGACCACUACUAUGAUGCUGUGAUGCUGCCCCUGCGCUUCUAUGCCAACCACGACAUGCAGAUGGAGAGCUGGCUGUGGGAGGUACUGCAUGCACGAAAAGUAAUGUCACUGUACAAGAGGACAAAAGUAAAAUGAUGGACACUCAAUUGUCUUUUCAUGUGAAAAGCCUUCCUUGAAAUGCUGUUAACUCUUAUCUUUGCCAUGGAGGUAGUCCCUCUGAAGGAGUGGCUGCUGGAGUUGUGUGGCAUCCCUUGUCAUUAGUCUCACAGCAACAUUAAAGGCCUUUGACGGUGUAAAGCCAA